Messenger RNA from Antrostomus carolinensis (chuck-will's-widow), 1553 nucleotides. It is a transcript of the gene RNF126, whose product is annotated as ring finger protein 126. Gene Ontology annotation, molecular function: ubiquitin protein ligase activity. Gene Ontology annotation, biological process: protein ubiquitination. The record is from RefSeq and is a predicted model, not a curated record. Gene Ontology annotation, cellular component: cytoplasm. The annotation marks the transcript as partial. The transcript has 8 exons. Lineage: Eukaryota; Metazoa; Chordata; Aves; Caprimulgiformes; Caprimulgidae.
GACUAUAUUUGCCCACGGUGUGAAUCUGGUUUUAUUGAAGAACUUCCUGAAGAGCCAAGGAACGCUGACAAUGAGACCAGCUCCUCCACGUCAAACAGCGAUCAGAGCAGGCAUCCUUUUGAGAAUGUGGAUCAGCACUUAUUCACCUUGCCACAGGGCUAUGGCCAGUUUGCCUUUGGGAUCUUUGAUGACAGCUUUGAGUUUCCCUUUGGGUCCAACGUGCAGUCGGAAGACAACAGGGACUCUGAGAGCCGGAGGGAGCGAGAGCAUCAGUCUCGGCAUCGAUACGGUGCCCGGCAGCCCCGAGCCCGUCUCGCCACGCGCCGUGCUGCUGGCAGGCACGAGGGAGUUCCCACGCUGGAAGGAAUUAUCCAGCAGCUGGUCAAUGGAAUUAUUGCACCUACAACAAUACCAAACCUGGGACUAGGUCCUUGGGGAGUCUUGCAUUCAAAUCCAAUGGACUACGCCUGGGGUGCCAAUGGCUUGGAUGCAAUUAUUACACAGUUACUAAAUCAGUUUGAAAACACUGGACCGCCGCCAGCGGACAAAGAAAAGAUCCAGGCCCUCCCCACCAUACAGAUCACACAGGAACACGUAGAUUCUGGGUUAGAGUGUCCUGUGUGUAAAGAAGACUAUACAGUCGGUGAAAACGUCCGGCAGUUGCCCUGCAAUCACCUCUUCCACAACAGCUGUAUAGUCCCUUGGCUGGAGCAGCAUGACACGUGUCCUGUCUGCCGGAAAAGCUUAAGUGGACAAAACACUGCCACAAACCCCCCGGGACUCACGGGGAUGAACUUCUCAUCAUCCUCCUCCUCCUCUUCCUCCAGCUCACCAAGUAACGAAAACGCAACGAACAACUCAUGAAAUCUUAACCCACCCUCUGUCCCUGGGGCCCUGUCCAUUGUCCUCCCUCCCUCCCCGGCCAACGUACGCAGCGAAAGGGGCUUCCAGAGCAGAACGAGGGGAGGGUAGCAAAGGGGGAGCAGCACCCCCACAAUUCCCUUUUGAGUUCUGAAGACACGGAGACUCUGGGUCCUUCAGAGAUGUGAAGCCUCAAGUUCUGUUUUUGGGGGGGGGGAAGAGUUCUGUCUGUUAAUAAAAACAUCUGUGUUCCACGUGGACUUUUAACCAUUGCAGUGAAAGGCUGCUCCACCCCCAGGUGGGAACCCCGAGGCGCUGAGCUAGCGGUUGCCAUUCUCAACAGGAAGGUUGUUUGUAUGGUUUGGGAUUUGAGAUUCCUUUCUUUAUUUCUUUUGCUCUUCCUCCUCCUCCUCCUCCUCCCCUUGGAUACUAUCUCUUCUGCUUUGGAGAUUGAAGUCUUUAAAAUGAAAGUGUAAGGAUACUGCUUCCCUCCCAGGAGCUCCAGCUGGGGAGGGCCAGUAGCUGUCACUGAAACAAUGAACUCUUGAAAUAGACCCCAUUGUCCUUCCCUUCCCCAUCCCGAGUCCCAUCUAUUUUUCUUUAUAACCCUGCCCUUCUGAUACUCAACACUGAAAGGGUUUUUAUAAUUUUAAAUUAUUACUGCUGUUAAAUAAAUGGACGUUUCAGCUCAA